CCUGCUUUUGGUUCUUACAGUAGUCGGCGUAGGCCUUAGGUGGGUUCGUGCGCCUUCUACCUCGCUGUUUCGGUUUUCCUGGCUCCUCGGCCCUUUUCUCCCCUGUUGCAGCUGGGAGCGGACGAAGCGCGAAGCUGGGAUUUUUUACUGUCUCCUGAAGAAUUUAACACAAACAUGGAUAUCAGACCAAAUCAUACAAUUUAUAUCAACAAUAUGAAUGACAAAAUUAAAAAGGAAGAAUUGAAGAGAUCCCUAUAUGCCCUGUUUUCUCAGUUUGGUCAUGUGGUGGACAUUGUGGCUUUAAAGACCAUGAAGAUGAGGGGGCAGGCCUUUGUCAUAUUUAAGGAACUGGGCUCAUCCACAAAUGCCUUGAGACAGCUACAAGGAUUUCCAUUUUAUGGUAAACCAAUGCGAAUACAGUAUGCAAAAACAGAUUCGGAUAUAAUAUCAAAAAUGCGUGGAACUUUUGCUGACAAAGAAAAGAAAAAAGAAAAGAAAAAAGCCAAAACUGUGGAACAGACUGCAACAACCACAAACAAAAAGCCUGGCCAGGGAACUCCAAAUUCAGCUAAUACCCAAGGAAAUUCAACACCAAAUCCUCAGGUCCCUGAUUACCCUCCAAACUAUAUUUUAUUCCUUAAUAACUUACCAGAAGAGACUAAUGAGAUGAUGUUAUCCAUGCUGUUUAAUCAGUUCCCUGGCUUCAAGGAAGUACGUCUGGUACCAGGGAGGCAUGACAUUGCUUUUGUUGAAUUUGAAAAUGAUGGGCAGGCUGGAGCUGCCAGGGAUGCUUUACAGGGAUUUAAGAUCACACCGUCCCAUGCUAUGAAGAUCACCUAUGCCAAGAAAUAACAUUUGGGAUAGUCGUCUUUAAAAGACUUGGUGUUAUUUACAGUGUUUGUUUUGAUAACAUUUGGCUGGGUCAUUUUAAUAGUUAGAGAUGAGGAGGAGUAAAAGUGAAAUUUUUGUGAAGGACUUAAAUUAUCCAGUGUUUCUUUAGCCUUGGUGAACUAUGAAAUACGAAGGCCUUAAUUUUGUACAAUAAACUUUUAUUUGUAUUCUGUGUAUAUAAUGCUUUCUUGAUUGACCCAUCUCCCUAUCAUCAAAUGACUUCUAGUCUAGAACACACUUAAGGUUUAUAAACUUGUGUAAUAGGAUGCUUUUCUAGUGUUACUUUGGAGGAGCUAAUUAUACAACAUCAUUGAACCAUUCAAUAAAAGUUAAGUAAAAUUAGAUCACAGAAGCUAGUAGAUGACUGUUGUAUUAAUGGUAACAAUGAUUGUUCUGGGUAUUAGAAGAAAAUGAGACCCAGGCAGGAUCUAAAUUUGAUCUUUGUAUCCUUUUAAGAAAUGAAUAUAUUAUUUUGCUGCUAGUAGGGAUUCCACAAGUUUUCUUCAUUCAGUAUUAAAUAAAGGCUGUUCUUACUGUUUACUGAGAAAACAGAAAGGGAAUGCUAUCUUCACACUUUGCAUUUAAUGCUGUUUCCUUCAUGAGGCAGGACUGUUCUAAGGUUAAUAUGCAAUCUCUUUAUUGAAAGACCUCCAGGGUAAAAAUUUUUUGAUCUAUAGUCUCUUUUCCCCCUUAAGACAAAUAGACUGAUUAAUAAAGAGUUGCCAGUGCUAAGCUUGCUACUUCUUUGUAAUUCUUAAACACCAAUGUUCAAAUAUUUCCAAAGCCCAUUUUCUUUAGCUUUUGAUUUAUGUUUAAGGCUAUUGAUUCAGUCCUCUGCUGAGUAAACCAUGGGUAUCUCCAGAAGUGGACAAUUUGUUUUUACAAGUAUGGUACAUAUUAAUAGUAACAACAACAAAAAAGAAAACAGUACUUAUUUUUCUGGUGUUCCUGUUUUAGUAUUCCUUGAACAAAACCUUUAUCACUUGGAAUUUUUAUUGUCUACUUAUGGAAAGACUUUUAGACUUACGUAGACAGUAUCACAUCACUCUUAUGCAUACAUAAAGAGGAAAAAAAUGUUUCCUAUAACUUUGUCACAGUUAGUCUGACUCUUCUGAAUAACUUUUUUAAUCCCAGUAGUCAAGCUCCUGUACUUUUGUAAAAUAUAUUAACAGUGAAUUACUAGAAAAUGGGCCAUGUUCUUGUAUAUUACAGUGAUGUCAAUUGCUGAUAAAUUUUCUAACUGCUUACUCUCGGAUACCGUACUUGUCUAAGAACUGAAAAUAAUUCACAGACUGAUCCCAUGCCCAGUCCUGGCCAUGCUUUGAGUGGCUGUAUUGGAGCAGAAAAGCCAGGGUGGCUCACCUGGGGUGAGAAUGAGGGGGGUGAAUAGUAAGAGGGGUCGUGUAGGUCUUCUUCAGGAUUUGCUUAUACUCUGAGUGAAAUGGGGGACUAUUUUAGAGAAUUUUUUUAAAGUGGGUUAGAAUUUACGUACAAUAAAGUUCACCCAUGUUAGUGUUCCA
Messenger RNA from Homo sapiens (human), 2411 nucleotides. RefSeq names its product small nuclear ribonucleoprotein polypeptide B2 (gene SNRPB2). The record is from RefSeq and is marked reviewed. Gene Ontology annotation, cellular component: spliceosomal snRNP complex; precatalytic spliceosome; nucleus. Gene Ontology annotation, molecular function: RNA binding; nucleic acid binding. NCBI's taxonomy places the organism in Eukaryota, Metazoa, Chordata, Mammalia, Primates, Hominidae. The transcript has 7 exons. Bases 175 to 852 code for a protein of 225 amino acids.